Molecule: messenger RNA, 507 nt
Organism: Rangifer tarandus platyrhynchus (Svalbard reindeer)
Lineage: Eukaryota; Metazoa; Chordata; Mammalia; Artiodactyla; Cervidae
Source: the annotation of a GenBank genome assembly
AUGAUCAACAGGCAUGAGACGCGCAUGCCAAUCCCUGUGCAUCUGUUCUCCGUCCAACACACCCGUGAUGACCUGGGACAUGGGACAGGCGUCCACGGGACGUGGACAGGAGUGGGGCUGAGACCAGAAAAGGGAUGCGGGCUGAAGGGGUCUUUGUCUAUGGCUCGGCUCGCCUGGGGAACUGGUGGGCCCGGCUUUGAAGGCUUCCAGGGCCCAUUCCAGAUAAAACUCGUGGUCCCGGGAGGAAGAAAGGCAGAGCAGGGACAGCACAUGCAGACGGAGGAGCAGGUGGCCUUGGGCCCACCCCGUGGCUCCCACGCUGGGAGUGGGAAGAGCUGGGGCUGGGGGCUGGGGACGAGGCUACAGAGAGGCAGGGCCAACACAGGGGGCUCAUGUCUCGGAAAGGUGUUGUCUGAGCAAGCGCACACCUCAGUCCGUUUUCUGGGCCUGUGGAAGGGCCCCCAGAGGCAGGCCGGUAGCACAGCUCUUGAAGAGCCCUCCAAAUGA